Messenger RNA from Racocetra fulgida, 3477 nucleotides. The record is from the annotation of a GenBank genome assembly. NCBI's taxonomy places the organism in Eukaryota, Fungi, Glomeromycota, Glomeromycetes, Diversisporales, Gigasporaceae.
UAUCAUUGGAAGAAUCUGAGCAUCAACUCAAAUCCGAAUAUUCACUUCAGCAACAUUUAGCAAAUAAUUUAAUUGAUCUAUAUAUUAAUUUACCAUCAAAAAAUCGAUAUCGUCGGCCGGCUAGUUAUAUGAGUAGGGGUUAUCGCACACGUAGGAUGGCCGUAGACUACGAUAUUCCUUUGAUAACAAAUGUCAAAUGUGCAAAAUUAUUUAUAGAAGCGCUUUCUCGUGAAAACGAUUUUGAAAUUUUAAAUAUUGACUACAAGACGUGCCAUAAGAGGAUGUCAUUACCAGGUCUUAUUAAUGUUUCAACAUUCAUACCUCAUGUCGCAGAAUCUGAUAAUGAUGAUUUUGCACAAAUUACUAAGGCGUCACUUGCAGCUGGAUUUACCACCAUAAAUAUAUUGCCACUAGGAUUGAAUGAGUCAUUGAGAAACGCGAGAACAAUUGAAGUCGCACAUAAUAACAGUCGCAAUAAUGCACAUUGUGAUUUUUCGUUGUCAGUUAUCGUCACAGAGAACAAUGCUCAGGAAUUGAUGGCUGUAGUACCAGAUGGUGCAUCAUCUUUUAUUCCGUUCAAAAACAUUCAAGCUGAUAUGAUACCUAAAAUGGCCACCGUUUCUAAGCAUCUAAGCACUUGGCCUCCGCAUUCUCCUAUAGUCACUGAUGCUAAGGGAACAGAUUUGGCAUCUGUUUUAUUAUUGGCAAGUUUACAUAAUCGUGCGGUGCAUGUAACCGACGUAAGUACUAAAGAAGAUAUUGUUUUAAUUGCUUUAAGCAAAGAGAAAGGUCUAAAGGUUACAUGCGAUGUCUCGGUAUAUGCUUUAUUUUUGAACUCCAAUGAUAUGAAUGGCAGUGAAAGUAUUUUACCUAGCUUGUCUGAUCAAGCAGCUUUAUGGGAAUAUUUGGAAAGUAUCGAUUGUUUUAGUGUUGGAACUCUACCAUAUCGACUAUCGCAAUCAUUUGGAUUUGAUGUUCCAGCAAGUACUGGUAUAGAAGAAACAUUACCUUUAUUAUUAAAUGCCGUUAACGAUGGAAAAUUGACAUUAGAUGAUAUUAAAACACGUCUUUACACUAAUCCUCAAAGUAUUUUCAAUAUACCGGAGCAACCAGAUACUUCUGUAGAAGUAGAAAUUGAUCGAAAGGUAAUAAUGUCGCAAAAAGAAGGUGGUUGGUCACCAUUUAUCGGAAAGACAUUAUCGGGUGCAGUUAGUCGUGUAGUUUUAAGAAGGGACACUGUUUAUCUCGAUGGUGGAUCAUACUCUGUUGGUACCUGUGGCAAUGACAUUUCAAAUUUGAUUCAUGUUAUUGCGAAAACUCCAGUUAUUAAAGAAUCAUUCGCAAGUAAAGAAUCGUCUCAAGCUCAGCAGCAGCCACAUCAGCAACCAUCACAGCCUGUUGUUAGUCAUGUUCCGGAUAUUUUGUCACCUACACUUACACCGAGAGAGUUUGGUCUUAAAUCAAUGGCUUCUGAUUUGUUUUCUCUUGAUUUGCCACACGCGGUCUUACCGACCAUUACAUCAAAUAUAAAUCAAACACGUUUCUUCCGACAACAUAUUCUCACUGCUAAAGAUUUCUCACGUAAUGAUCUUCACUUAUUGUUUGGUGUGGCUCACGAAAUGCGUACUCUAGUUGAACGUUAUGGAUCAGUAAAUUUACUUCAGGGUCGUGUUAUGUUUACACUUUUUUUUGAACCAUCUACAAGAACAUCAGCUUCUUUUGAAGCGGCAAUGAAUAGAUUAGGUGGUCGAGUGGUUGCAAUCAAGACAGAUUCGUCUUCAGUUGCAAAGGGCGAAUCGUUAGCAGAUACUAUACGGACGGUGGGAUCAUAUGGGGACAUUAUUAUUUUGAGGCACCCGGAACCCGGUAGUAUUAAAACUGCAGCAAGAUAUUCGCCUGUUCCGAUUAUUAAUGCAGGAGAUGGCAUUGGAGAACAUCCUACCCAGGCUUUUCUCGACGUGUACACUAUUCGAGAAGAACUUGGAACUGUUAAUGGGUUAACUGUUACGUUAGUUGGUGACUUAAAAAAUGGUCGAACGGUCCAUAGUCUAGUUAGAGUAUUAUCUCAAUACCAAGUUGCCCUUAAUUAUGUUAGUCCCACGUCAUUACGUAUUCCUGACGAAAUCAAAACGGAAGUUCGCAAAAGAGGAGUAAGGCAAAAAGAAUAUACAGACUUAGAAAGUGUACUUGCAGAGACUGAUGUACUUUAUGUGACACGAAUUCAACGUGAGCGAUUUACAGAUCCGAUUGAAUAUGAACGGGUUAAGGAUUCCUAUACAAUAAAUAACGCUACAUUGAGUCGUUCUAAACCAAACAUGAUUGUAAUGCAUCCAUUGCCACGAGUGAAUGAAAUUGAUCCAGAGGUAGACUUUGACGAUCGUGCUGUUUACUUCCGACAGAUGAAGUAUGGAAUGUUUGUAAGAAUGGCAUUAUUAGCUAUGGCGUGGACAAUAUUAAUAAGGCAUGUGGCAUCAACUCUAAUUGCGUUAAUAGGGCCAGAUUUAUUGAAUGUACACCAGAGCUAUGUUCCUAUGGCUCUUACUGCCAAAACCGAUGAACCAAUUGAAACUCCCGUAGAAAUAAACAAUUUAGAAUUUCACAUGGAUAAAUACAUGAGUGAAGGAUUGUGGCGGACCUAUUUUCCACCGUCCGAUACAAGCGAGCAAGAAUGGCUAGUAGGAGGUCAAACUAGGACUGGUAUAUUUGCUAGUCGUGAUAUAUCAGAUGAUGAUGAAUUAACAAUUGAUUACACCAAACCAUCAAUAGGUUAUGGAAUGCCAUGUAAGAUGAAAGAGCAAAAUGGUACAAAUAUGACUCCAGAGGAAGUCCGUCCACUUGAAGAUAAUCAAGGAAUUUUUAAUUACAUUGGACGUAUGCUACAAGCUGUCUAUAGGCCAGAUUUGGCAACUCAAGUGCUCCGUAGUUUAGAAACAGUGGAAAUAUACCCUGAAAAGAAACCAAAAACACCUGAUUCUAGUAGUGCACUUGGAUCCGCAUCCAUAUUGUCUGCGAGUUCAUCUUUACAACCAAGCAACGAAGAGCCUGGUUCUUCACAUAAUGCUAAUGCUAGCGUGAAAAUUAAUGAUGUUGAAUCAGUUACUGGCACAUCGAUACAGCCACCUUCCUCAGUUACUGCUUCUGACGAAGGUUCGUCCACUCACACAUUUGAUAAGGAUAAAUUCCGUGGGGAGUUUGCAGCGGCAGUAGUUGAAUACUCUGAACGAUUCAAAAGUCAAAUCGAGGAACGCACUCUAAACAAACAUGUAAACAAGUGCAUUGAACUCUGCUUUGGCAAAGAAAUGCGCUUAACAGAAGUAGGAAGUGUUACAUCAAGUGUUCGUAAUCGUAUCGCAAAGUUUUUGGAUGAAUAUAUGAAAAAAUUGAUCAUUUCGAUUAAGGGAGCGAAAAACGAUAAGGAAAAGAAAGAAAAGGGAAAAAAGAAGAGGAAAGAAAGAGAUGAAACUGGGGACAAUUACA